UUCAACUGGAAGUUCGAAGAUGUUUUUCAGGACAUCCAGCUUACGCGCUGUCCUUUUGGCGACUUUGUUGCUGGGCUUAUCGGUGACUAUCAAAGGCCAUAAUCACCACAGGAAAGGAAAAUUAGACGAAGAUCUCUUUCUGAAUGCGUUGGUUGAGGAUGAUUUGGAAAAAGAUGUCGAAGACAGCUCUGGUGACGAAGACAUUAGCGAUUGCGACAGUCUUGCUGUUCGGAGGAACACAGACGAAUAUGUCGAUCGAGUUCUACGAGAAGUUCGGCCGAAGAUCCCCGAACUCUUCCCCCUUCCCGAACGUACCGGACGAUUCCGUCUGUUCAACGGUUCCUUGACCAACCUCCGGACCAUGCGCCGGACGGGUCCGGCAAUGGUGCGCUGCACCGACUCCACCCUCAGUUUCCUGGUACCCAUCGGCUUCCGGAACCUGACCGGAAGCUAUUUCUGGGAGACCGACACCGGGGUACCCGUGUUCCGUGGGCUCAUCAACGUCUUUGCUGGUGAUGUUGAAGCUGAUGUGAUGUACUCCCGUUUGAGGAACCAGGCUGCAGAGCGAGAGGAUUCCACCAAGGCCACAGUCGACAAUCUGAGGAUCACCAAGUUGGAAGGGGUGCGAGUUAGUUUCGACGGGCUGGGAGUUCUGAAUAGAUUUGCCUCUCGUCUGUCGAAUCUUGUUGCCAGAUUCUUCAGUCGAGCUAUGUCAAGAGCUAUUGAAGGCCCACUGAAGAACAUGAUUAACAAGGAGCUGAAGGAUGUUGAUAAGUAUGAGAAGUAUUAUUUCUAAAAGGAUUUUAAAAUGCAAGUGGGAAAAUCCAACUAUUCUAAAAUCCCACACUGGAAAAAAAAAAAAAAAAAAAAAUUAUGGAGCCAAAAUAGCAAAUAUAUUGUAACUUUCAUCAGGGAAAUUAUAAUUGGGUUACGAUUUCUGUUAAGAAAUACAAAGGAAAUUCCAAUUCCUGAUUAAUAUCCAACGUUAAGAGCUUGUCCUCGAAUCGUCAAAAUAACAAUUAGCACAAAGCUAAAAUUUACUCGAAAUUGUAAACUAAAGACUAGUGUAAACUAGUGGAACUAGUGUAAACUAAAGACGAAUACCAGUAUACUGACAAUAGUCAGUAUACUAAAGACGAAUAUAUAUGACAUGAAAUAAUUCAAUUAUUUUUGCAAA
This is a messenger RNA of Uloborus diversus, 1177 nucleotides long. RefSeq lists its product as uncharacterized. The record is from RefSeq and is a predicted model, not a curated record. NCBI's taxonomy places the organism in Eukaryota, Metazoa, Arthropoda, Arachnida, Araneae, Uloboridae. The transcript is spliced from 2 exons. Bases 20 to 796 code for a protein of 258 amino acids.